AUGGAGUGGUUUCAAGUGUUGGGAUUUCUUGGAUUAUUUGUCGUUUUCAAUGGAGCCCAGAGCACACCAAGGCCCAGCAUGGCCCCCGGCCCUUCAUACCUGAUCUCUGUUCCGAGGGUGCUACGGCCUGGUGUCCCCAUCACACUAUCAGUCACUAUCCUCACCAAGGCGGUGGAAGUCCAAGUCGUUACUGAGAUUGUUAAUGGUAAUAACACUGUUGUCACAGAAACAACCAUAAUUCAAGGAGGUUCUACUGAGGUGCUGGUUCUUUCACCGAUCCCUGACAGUGAACUGAGCUAUUGGCACCCCUACACGCUGGUGGUCAAGGGCUAUGUCGGGAUGGGCAAUAUGGUGUUCACCAACUCUACGGUCCUGCGUUUUAACCCCAAAAGCUCAUCCACGUUUAUUCAGACAGACAAGGCCAACUACAGGCCUGGGCAGGUUGUGAAGAUCCGGGCAGUGUCCAUUUACCCAGACGGCAAGCCAUAUAAGGGCAAGAUAGACAUUAUCAUUAAGGAUCCUAAGGCAAACAUGAUCCGGCAGUGGUUGUCAUUGGACAGUGUUCUGGGCGUUCUGUCCCAAGAGUUUCAGCUGUCUAAGAAUCCAUCCCUUGGCAAGUGGACCAUUGUGACUUCUGUCAAUGAAGUUGUGAGUGAAAAACAAUUCAACGUGGAGCAUUAUGUGCUGCCCAGGUUUGAGGUGUGGAUAGAGGCUCCCAGUGUCCUUCAUCAUGAUGAUACUCUCUGGGGCAUGGUCACUGCUAAAUACAUGUAUGGGAAGCCUGUGCGAGGUCACAUGAACAUAACCUACUUGCAUCGUUUUCAUGGCAUCGGUAUGAGUUCUGAUGAUCAUAAAGAGAUUCACGGCUCGACGGAGUUCUCUUUUGAUGUGCCUGACUACCAGGCCAUGUAUAAACGAUCUGCAGACAACAUGUAUGAGGAUUAUGAGAACGAUGAGUUUCUUACCAUCAUAGUUUAUGUCACAGAGUCCCUGACAGGACUGACCUAUCACAGCACUAUGGAGGUGGGUGUGGUUAAAUGUAGAUAUAACCUUGCCUUCCGUGGAUACCCCAGCUAUAUAAAGCCCUCUUUGAACUUCACCGCUGAGCUGAAAAUAUCCACGUACAACAAGUGGCCCCUGACUCGAGAGGACCAGGGGAAGACUGUUACAAUCUCUGUAACACAGCAAAGGCACAGUCCAUGGAGCUGGAAGCUGGACGACUUGGGGUUAAUGCUGCCUCGUGUGUUGCUAAACUCUACUGGUCCUGGCCUCCCUCCAAUGCCAGAUGAGAUACCAGUCCAGACAAUGGUUUUACCUGUGCCUGCAGACGGGGUCAUCCCCAUUCACAUACAGCUCUCAGAUAAGGUGGCAACACUCACUGUAGAUGCUUCAUUCAAGGACGGCUAUAAGAUGCUACAGGUCUAUAGCAGCUACAAGUCCCCCAGUAAAUCGUACCUGCAGAUCCAGAAGUCCCGUUCAACUCCACAGGUGAUGUCCAGGGGACAGGUGCUGUCUUCUGGAAGAGGCAGCUCUUCUUCCCUCACCCUGACCCCACAGGAGUCCUGGGCUCCCUUGGCCUGCAUUGUCGUAUACUGUGUACAUUCCGAUGGAGAGAUCUUCAAUGAUGCACUGCAUGUUCCCAUCGCCCAAGAUCUAAAAAACAAGGUGUCUCUGAGCUGGAGUGAGGACAGGGCCAGGCCUGCUGAUGAGGUGUCUCUCAAGGUGUCUGUUGCUGAGCCCGGUUCACUGGUGGGGAUUCUGGUGGUGGAUCAGGCAACGCGCUGGCCGCACUCACACAAUGACAUCACCAAGGACAUGGUGCUGGAGGAGAUGGCAGAAUACGACAGAAAGACGACAGGCGACAUGAGAAUGGGAGAUCCCUACUCUGUUUUUACGACAUCUGGCAUCAUGGUUUUGACAGAUGCCAAGUUGGAGAAGAUGGGGGAGCAAUUGAGACCUCAAUUUCCAGGGGAGGGAAUCCAAUUGCCUGGAGAUGAGGGGGAUGAUAUGGAACAGGAGGAGCAGGAGCCUCGGGAACGCAGGGACUUCCCUGAGACCUGGCUGUGGCUGGACACCAACACAGGGGAUUCUACCACAGCUGAGUUCCCUCUGACUUUACCGGACAGCAUUACUACCUGGGUAGCCACUGCCUUUGUCAUGUCUGCUGAUCUGGGCCUAGGCAUCAUUGAGACCCCUGCAAAGCUCACAGUGUUCCAGGACUUCUUUCUGUCCUUGAAUUUACCUGCUUUCAUCAUCCGAGGAGAGCUGCUGGUCGUGGAGGUCACUCUCUUCAAUUACCUCGAACAGGAUCUCGAGGUGAUGGUGAUUGUUUCCCAGAGUGACUCGUUUGAGUUUGUCUUCCCGGACAAUGAGGAGCUCUCUAUGGCCAGUACACGUACUGUGUCUGUGGGGAGUCAGAACGGAACCUCUGUCCUAUUUCCCAUCAGGCUACUGGUCCUGGGGGAGAUCCCAAUCUCGGUCGAAGCCAAAUCGUCUGUGGCCUCUGACGCCGUCCGCCGGAUGGUUCUGGUCAAGCCUGAAGGACUUGAGCAGUCUUUUUCGAAGACCAUGUUUCUGGAGCUGGUGGGGUCAGAGAAAAGCCUUUCCAGGGAAGUGGCGUUCACCUUCCCUGCAGAUGUUGUGGAGGGCAGUCAGCGAGCACAAGUGACUGCAGUCGGUGACAUCCUUGGACCGUCCAUCACGGGCCUGGAGUCCCUCAUCCAGAUGCCUUCUGGUUGCGGGGAGCAGAACAUGAUCCACUUUGCUCCCAACAUAUAUGUCAUCCAGUAUCUGACCGCGUCUGGACAAGCUGACCACGAUACCUUGAUUAAAGCCACGUCUUACAUGAUGAAAGGAUAUGAACGUGAACUGUCCUACCAGAGAGAUGACGGUUCCUUCAGUGCUUUUGGGGAUAGUGACUACUCUGGAAGCACAUGGCUCUCUGCGUUCGUACUGAAGUGCUUCCUGCAGGCGAGGCCCUUCAUCUCCAUUGAUGGCAGAGUGCUGGUCAGUACCGCCGCCUGGUUGGGGGCCCAGCAGGGGAAGGAUGGGGCCUUCUUGGAGCCCGGCCGGGUCAUUCACACUGAGCUCCAGGGAGGCCUGGAUGGCCCUGUAUCUCUCACAGCCUACGUUCUCAUGGCUCUACUGGUGGAUGACAUCUACAAGGUGGGAGUUUCCGGGGCCCUGGUGUUUUUGGAGACCAGGCUUGCUCUAGGCAUCUCCAGUAACUACAGCCUGUGUCUGGCCACCUAUGCUCUGUCCCUGGCCAACAGAGAGAGUGCAGAACGAGCGCUGGCACAGCUGAUGGGACGAGCAGAGAUGAAGGACGGUGUUCCAUCCUGGAGUUCAUCAGGCAUAGGGCUUUCUGAGUCGUGGCAGCCACGCUCCGCAGACAUCGAAAUGGCUGCCUACCUGCUGCUCUCCCUCCACAAGCUAUCAAGGCUGGAGGAGGGCUUCAGCCUCAUGAAGUGGCUCAGCCAGCAGAGGAACUACUUGGGAGGAUACAGCUCCACACAGGAUACAGUGAUAGCCCUGCAGGCCUUGUCUGAGUACGCAGUCUACAGUGGGUCUCAACUCAUCAAUCUCCACAUUACAGUCAACACAGCACCCUCAACCACAGUGGCCAGCUUCCACAUCAACUACACCAACUAUUUGCUAUACCAAAGCCGAGAGUUUAAUGUGUUUUACAAUUUAGAGAGCAGAGGGUUGUCACGGAAAUGGAGAGACACUGCACAGGAGGCUUUUGAUUUGCACAUAGAGUUGUUUGACACGAACAUGUACUACAUCCAUCUUUACAUUUGCACAAGUCUGUUGGAGGGCCAAGGCAUUAAUCAGACUGGCAUGGCCAUUCUAGACGUGGGCCUUCUCAGUGGCUUCAUCUUGGCUCAGGAUGGCAUCGAGACCAACGAUGUGGUUCGGAGAGUGGAAACGCCUCCGGGAAAAGUCAUUCUCUACCUGGACUCUGUGACAACAGAGGAGAUGUGUGUGAAAGUCCCUCUAGUCAUGGACUUCAAGGUUGCCAACGUCCAGGAUGCAACGGUUCUCAUCUAUGAUUACUACGAGCCCCGGAGGAAGACGGUGAGGACAUACCAGUCCUAUUGGAGGUAUGACAUGGGCGCCUGCUCAUUCUGUGGGGAAGACUGCAGCCAGUCGCCUUAUGCCGGGAAAGAGGGGAAAAUUCAGGAAAAACAAUCCAUACAUACAUGUGACCAACUGGGGGCUCUGGGUGAGUCUGGUGCCGACUCACCUGAGGUGUCCGAGCAGUGCUCGGCCUGGCGUCUCGACUCCCUGGAGGACCCCCCCCAGCACCGGUCAGCAGUGUGCCCUCUGCGACCACAGCUGGCACAGGAAAGGCCCCCUCCUCCGGUCGCCCUCGCUGCAGCACCUCCUAGCUCCAUGGGUGUUGGAGUGGUGGAGCUGGGGGAUGGAACUGACAGAGCCCGAUCUGGACGUCCGCGGGUCGCCAGCAAGUUGUCCAACCGAAUGGACAUGUCGAUCAACUGGUCCAAGGAGAGGGUGGUGUCUCUACAGGCCAGCUCCCUACGGACGUCCUCACGCAAACUACACCUAUAG
Molecule: messenger RNA, 4572 nt
Organism: Salvelinus namaycush (lake trout)
Lineage: Eukaryota; Metazoa; Chordata; Actinopteri; Salmoniformes; Salmonidae
Gene: cd109
Product: CD109 molecule
Exons: 32
Coding region: 1-4572 (1523 amino acids)
Cellular component (GO): extracellular region
Molecular function (GO): endopeptidase inhibitor activity
Source: RefSeq, a predicted model, not a curated record